CUUCUCCUCUACCAACCUACUCAACCUCACUCGGCCCUCGCAAGCGCUCCCAGCCUGGCCCUCGCAAGCGCUUGGCUGUCAAGAGAUACCGGAUUUUCUACCUCGAACGCGAAACAAGAGACCAGGUCGCCGACAUAGAUACCGAGCCGCGCAAUCUACGCGACCAGCUUAGCCCGCCAUGUCAGAGCGCAAGGUCCUCCAGAAAUACUAUCCUCCGGACUUUGAUCCGCGAGACAUCUCCCGACGCCGCGGUCCGAAGACGAGCGGCCCGCGCAUCCAAACCGUCCGCCUCAUGGCCCCGUUCUCGAUGCGCUGCAUGACGUGCGGAGAGUUCAUAUACAAGGGCCGCAAGUUCAACUCGAGAAAGGAGACCAACCAGGAAGAAAAGUACCUCAACAUCCAAAUAUUCUUCUUCCACAUCAAAUGCACCCGUUGCAGCGCCGAGAUCACGUUCCGGACCGACCCCAAGAAUAACGACUACGCCAUGGUCAAGGGUGCCGUGCGCAACAUGGAGCCGUGGAGGAACCGGGACACGGAGGAGGAGACGAUGGAGCAGCGGCUAGACCGCCUGGAGCGGGAAGAGGCGGAGGCUGCCGGUGAGGAGGAGAAGAACGCCAUGGCCGACCUCGAGGCCAAAAAUGCCGACGCACGGCGCGAGAUGGCCGCCGCGGACGCGCUCGACGAGAUUCGACAGAGAAACGCCAGGAUAAACCGGUCAGAAAAGGAAGGCGUCGACUUUGCGGACGCAAUCGUCCGGACGGAAGAUGAGGAGCGUGCACGGGAAGAAAGGGAAGACGAGGAGGCGGCCAAGAGAGCGUUUGCCGCGGUCAGAGGGGCGGUGGCCCACGUCGACGUUGUUGAAGGGGCGGGCUCGAAGGAAGAGUCAACAGCCAAGCCGGAUGACGCGAAACCUCCCCCGCAGACAUCGAUGCCUCCGCCGGCUGGACCGCCUCCGUCUUUCAAGAGAGUGGUGAAGAAGAAGAAGGAUCAUUCGGCGCUGCUGGGCAUCAAGAAGAAGCCAUCACUCGUUUGAGAGGACACAACGUGUACAGUCACUUAUCAUCAUGCCGCUUAGACAGCCGGCUGAACAAAGUGACACUUCAAGAGUACUUGAAAUAUACGACCGUGCCACAGUUUAGAUAUGCAGAGUGGUUUGUAACAUCGUGUGUAAUUCAUCGCUGAGUGG
This is a messenger RNA of Purpureocillium takamizusanense, 1186 nucleotides long. It is a transcript of the gene cwf16, whose product is annotated as Pre-mRNA-splicing factor cwf16. The record is from RefSeq and is a predicted model, not a curated record. Gene Ontology annotation, cellular component: U2-type catalytic step 1 spliceosome. The coding region runs from base 179 to 1033 and encodes 284 amino acids. NCBI's taxonomy places the organism in Eukaryota, Fungi, Ascomycota, Sordariomycetes, Hypocreales, Ophiocordycipitaceae. The transcript is spliced from 3 exons. Gene Ontology annotation, biological process: mRNA splicing, via spliceosome.